AUGAGUUACUCAAAUCGAAGUAUGCGCAAUGAUGACCGCAGAGAAGAGAAACCCCCACAUUCGAGAAUUUUUGUUGUGUGUACUAAACAAACAAGAGAGGAAGACCUAAGAAUCCCUUUUGAACAGUAUGGUACUAUUCAGGACAUAUACAUACCGAGGGAUCGUAAUACUGGCGAGACUAAAGGUGUUGCAUACAUUAAAUAUAAUAAAACCUCUUCUGCAGCUGCUGCUAUUCAAGGAAUGCAUUUGAAAACUUUAAGAAAUGAGAAUAAACCACUUAGAGUUAUGGUUGCUGCUAACAGAAAUGAUGGUAAUAAUAGCAAUGAGGAAAGAUUUAAGAGGCUAUUUAUUAAAGUUAACAAAGAUGCAACAGAAAGUGAAGUAAUGAACCAUUUUUCACAAUUCGGAGACAUAGAUUAUGUACAAUUGCAAAAAGACAAUUUGACUAAUACUUGUAAAGGGUUUGCAUAUGUUCAUUUCAAAUUUUUUUAUGAUGCAGCAAAGGCUUAUGAAGAAUGUGAUAGAAAGUAUAAGCCAAUGUUUGCAACUCCAAAGGAUGAAUUAAAAAGAAGCAGAAACAGUUUAGAAAUGGAUAACUUUCAUUCAAGCAAUUCUAGCAUUUCUGGUAGGGAUAACUAUUUGGAGCGCUACUAUGUGCCCAGAGAUAAUAUUAAGAGUGAAAGUAUGAUUGCACUUAUUCCAUCAAAACCUCAACAUUUUAACACAAUCAAUGUGAAAUGUUAUCCUCAAAUACCACAAAAACAUAUUGAGCAAUUGUUUAACAUUAUUCCAGGCAUGAAAAAAUGUCAGUAUUCCCUAGACAUACCUAAUGGUGUUUCCAAAGCCCUCAUCAGCUAUGAUGAUGAAAGAGCAGCAGCAUUUGCUGUAGAAAGGCUGAACAAUUAUGAAUUUCCCUCUGGAGAAAUAUUAACUGUCAGACCAGAAAACAAUCCUUUAACUUCGGCAGCUACAGAGUUGAGUAACAUUGUAAAUAAUUUUAAAAAUGCUAUUGAUGCUGGAACUCCUGAUUUGACUCAAUUAGCAGAUGCAAUAGCACAGGCAUCCACUUUAAUCAAAGUAGCCACAACCUGCAGACCUGAGAGGUCAGAGUCACAUGAACAAGAUGUAAACUAUUGCAACAUUCAACUUCCUCCCCCUCAACCUUUGGCUAACAUCAACAGUAAAGUGGCUCAAAGAUGUUUUAUAGUAUGUAAGCCUCAGCCUCCAUCUAGCUCUGUAUUAAGGGAUGUAUUCAGUAGGUUCGGGGAUCUAAUACACGUAUCCACUUUUCCAAAUAAAAUAUUUGGUUUUGCAAAAUAUGCAUCUAUUAAAGCAGCACAGGAAGCUAUUAAAACUUUAAACGGGGCUGUGGUUUGUGGAGUUAAAUUGAAAGUUCUGGAGGCGGAUGAAAGGCCUACUAGAAGUGAAGAGGAACCUAAACCAAAUACAGACGAAGGACAGAGUGAUAAUACUGACAAUGAUAUUGAUAGAAAAAGAAUGAGACUUAUAGACAGUUCAGACUUAUCUUAG
This is a messenger RNA of Parnassius mnemosyne (clouded apollo), 1530 nucleotides long. Lineage: Eukaryota; Metazoa; Arthropoda; Insecta; Lepidoptera; Papilionidae. The record is from the annotation of a GenBank genome assembly.